AUGGCUGAACAUGGGACUGAUGAGCCGUCCUCCAGUACAGGGAGUCCCGACGGAGAAGGUCGGGACUCUGGGGACAGAUUGUUGCUGCAUCAGAGGCUGGCUGUCAGAGAGCUCAUUGACACCGAGACCUCCUACCUGCACAUGCUCCAGCUCUGUGCCUCAGACAUCAGGAGCCGCCUGCAGCAGCUGCCCCAGGGAGACCUGGAUGUCCUGUUCUCAAACAUCGAUGAUGUCAUUGAAGUGAACAGCAAAUUUCUUCACGAUCUCCAAGAGACAGCAUCCAGGGAAGACGAACAAGUGCACUCAAUUGGCAACUUAUUCCUGGAAUUCCAAGAGGAGCUGGAGCGAGUCUAUAAGGUCUACUGUGCCAGCUACGACCAGGCCUUGCUGCUGGUGGAGACCUACCGGAAGGAGCCAGAGCUUCAGCGAGAGAUCCAGGGCAUCAUUGAGGCAGUGGUGCCACAAGCUGGGCCCUCAGGCCUCAGUUUCUUACUGGUAAUCCCUCUGCAGAGGAUUACCAAGUACCCAUUGCUGCUGCAGAAAAUCCUGGAGAACACAGAUCCUGAUGCCAGUGCCUACCCUGUACUUCAGAGGGCUGCCUCUGCCCUCCAAGACGUGAACGCCAACAUCAAUGAGUACAAGAGGCGCAAGGAAGUGGCCUCCAAGUAUACCAAAGUGGGGCAGCUGACGCUCCGGGAGAGGCUGGCCCGGAUCAACACGCACACCCUCUCCAAGAAGACCACCCGGCUGAGCCAGCUGCUGAAGCAGGAAGCUGGGCUUGUGCCCAGGACAGAAGACAAGGAAUUCGAUUACUUAGAAGAGAGGUUGCAUUGGGUGUCGCUGUGUGUGACCGAGACGAAGAACAACGUGGCUGUUUACCUGGCUAAUCUGGAGGCUUUCCUCCGCUUCAGGCCGCAGGAAUCCGAGCUGGACAUCCCUGGGGGGCCGGUGGUGCAGUACUGCAGCCUGAUGGGAGACCUCCAGCUCCAGGCCUUCCCAGACUUUAAGCAGCGGCUGGAAGGCCUGGUAUGGCAGCCAUUGUGCAGCCUCGCUAAAGCCCUGAGUGGCCCUCAGAACCUGGUCAGGAAGCGUCUGGACAAACUACUGGACUUCGAGAGGGUGGAAGAGAAGCUGUUGGAGGUGGGCAGCGUGACGUACGAGGAGCAGGAGGCCCGGCACACGUACCAGGCCCUCAACUCCCUGUUGGUGGCUGAACUCCCCCAGCUUAACCAGCUGGCCAUGCGGUGGCUGGGCCAGAUCUUGCACACGUUCGUGGACCUCCAGAGGGACCUUGCGAAGCAAGUGCUGCAGAGGGCAGAGGGCAGCUUGGCCCAGCUGCCUCACCACCACCUCUCCGAGCCAGCCUUCAGGAAGCUGGUGGAAGAUGUGCUGGGCCAGACUGGUCACCAGCUUCGCUCCUUUCAAGAGAACUUUGAGAAAGUGCUGCCACCUCCCACCGUUCAGCCGGUCCUUCCAGGGGCUGAACGCCAGGUGCAGGUGCUGCUAAGCAGAUAUGGCCCGGAGAAGCUGUACCAGGUGACAAGCAACAUCAGUGGGGCUGGGACUCUGGACCUGACGCUGCUGCGGGGCCAGAUUGUGGCUCUCCUUCAAAACAAGGACACCAAAGGCAACAGCAGCCGCUGGCUGGUGGACACUGGGGGGCAUCGAGGGUAUGUGCCAGCUGGGAAGCUGGAGCUGUACCGUGUCAUCCCCGGUCAGGAGGAGGUCAAAGAGCAAGUGCAGCCUCCCAAGGACUCCCAUCAUCUAACAUCAGAGCCCAGCCCAGCCCCAGUCCCCUCCGUCCCAACAGUGACCCAGGUGGUGGCAGUGUACCCCUUCGUGGCCAGAAGCAGCCAUGAAGUGAGUCUGCAGGCAGGCCAGCUGGUGACUGUCCUGGAGGCCCAGGACAAGAAGGGGAACCCAGAAUGGAGCCUCGUGGAAGUGAACGGGCAGAGGGGAUAUGUGCCUUCCAGCUUCCUGGCCAGGGCCCCAAGCCCAGCUCCGUGGGGCUGGAGUCUGCCCUCUUAG
Molecule: messenger RNA, 2028 nt
Organism: Puma concolor (puma)
Lineage: Eukaryota; Metazoa; Chordata; Mammalia; Carnivora; Felidae
Source: RefSeq, a predicted model, not a curated record